GUUACAGUCUCAGCCGCCAAUCGACUCGAGGGAGGGACCAUGUUGACAUAAGGAGUAGAAUCGUUUGUUUGGAGCGGCACAACCAUGGACAAGACUGCCGUGGUAAAAGUCGGUGCAGCGGCCAGUGCCAGUGUAUGUGCCCUGUUCGGAGGUGUGGUUCUCGCCCAGUACAUGUUCGCCAAGAAGAAGAGAGCGGGAAAGAAAACAAAGAUCAUCGAGAUGAUGCCAGAGUUUGAGAAGAACACGGUCCACAUGAGGGAUCCAGAGCGGGUGGAGCAGAUCAUCUGUGGCAUGAUCAAGGGUGGCGCCUCCAAACUACAGGUCAUCACUGACUUUGACAUGACGUUAAGCCGGUUCGCAGUCAAUGGCAAACGCUGCCCCACGUGUCAUGAUAUCAUUGACAACUGCAAGCUUGUCACCGAAGAUUGUAGGACGAAGUUACUGGAGCUUAAGAACACAUAUUACCCCAUAGAGAUUGACCCCCAUCUAACGAUGGAGGAGAAGUAUCCAUUUAUGGUAGAAUGGUAUUUUAAGUCCCACACAUUACUGGUGGAGCAGAGGCUGCAGAAGGACAAACUCUCAGAAGUGGUGAGAGACUCAGACGCCUGCCUGAGGGAGGGUUAUGAGCCGUUCUUUGACCGGCUCCAGCAUCACAACGUGCCCGUGUUAAUCUUCUCAGCGGGUCUGGGAGACGUUCUGGAGGAGAUCAUCCACCAGGCGGGGGUCUACCACCCCAACGUCAAGGUGGUGUCCAACUUCAUGGACUUCGACGAGAAUGGUGAGCUGAGGGGCUUCAAGGGAGAGCUGAUCCAUGUGUUCAACAAGCACGACGGCGCCCUGCGCAACACAGAGUACUUCAAACAGGUGAAGGACAACUGCAACAUCGUGCUGCUGGGAGACUCAUUAGGCGACCUCAACAUGGCUGACGGCGUGCCCAAUGUGGAGAACAUCCUCAAGAUCGGCUUCCUCAACGACAAGGUGGAGGAUCGUUUGGAGAAAUAUCUGGACUCUUAUGACAUCGUCCUGGUAAAGGACGAGACUUUAGAUGUGCCCAAUUCCAUCCUUCAGAAGAUUAUAUAACCCCCACCCCCCACACACACUUCAUACUGACACACUUCCCCAAACCCAUGGAAAAUGAACCAACCUCUGGACCCCCAAGACGGAUGUUACUGCCCCUCCCGCCACUGACUCACAGCCUCUCGACAUACACUAGCUUUAUAUUCUCCUCUCAAUGAACUAUUUUAAAGUACACAGCCUCAGUCUUUGUCUGUCUGCAACCUUGUCGACGUCCUCCACUCCAUAACAAUAAUUUGCACGUUAUUGUUAUUCAUAAUAUUUUUUUAUAUUGUAAUGCUUGUAUCAGUUUGCAAAUCAUAAACUGAGCAUCCACACAAGAACACAGCAACGUCUUUUGAAACGGUCCUAGCAUGCAUUUCACCACAAUCACCUCAUUGCAUUCUGCAACAGUUUGGCUUCAGGAAUCAAUGUAGGUCUGAAAAAAUAACUUGAACCUGUCUAUGGGUGAACAAUACUCAGACAUUGGUAUGAAUAACAUCAGUCGUUUUAUGGAUGUAGUAAUGGAUUCUGUCUUGCAGAAGAAAAGCCAUGUAUACACCUCAUCAGUGUUCACAUGGGGACUUUGCUACCACAGCCACACUGCAAAGUAGCACAUUAUUUUAUAGGAGUACUAACACUGCACAUUUUCUGUGCCAUUUAAAUAGACUGCAUGGUUGUUGUAGAUACCCUAUGGUGCUUAUAUCAAGAAAUUAAACAAUUGUCAAUGGUUGAGAUAACAGUAGUAACCAGUGGUGCUAAGGUUUUUUAUAAGUUAUGGGUUACUACUGUUAGUGUAACUUACUUUACAAACAAUAUAGUGUAAAAUAAGGUGCUACCAAAAGUCAUUACACAGAGGAAAAGUAGCCUACUCAAUAGGCAGUAUAUUAUAUAUCCCAUUUAGCAGAUAUUACAAGAGAACACCCCUGGGUAAAGCACCGUUGUCUGUGGAUCAGCGACGUUCAAUAACACUUUUGUUUAACCCGGCCUUUGAUCCACGCCCAUUGACCUAUUUUUCAUUUUCUUGUUCAAAUUUGAACUCUACCUCAAGCUUGGAAAUGUUUCCUACCCCCCCCCCUUUAAAUUUCUCAGUUUUCUCUUGCACAUGUUCGAUGUUUAUUUUAUAUCUUAGCAUUUUAAAUGUGCUGCUACUCCUGCACGUUGCCUUUUCUUAACUUUGAAUUUGACAGAGGGGGGGGGGGACUUGUCAAUAAAACUUGUCAAAUAACAUGUUGUUUUUUUUGUUCAACUGUACAAUCAAAGUUGUGUGGGGAUUGUGGUUGAAACCAAGCUGUAAUGCCAAAAUAGACCUCUAGACGACGACAAAGUCCAACUACAUGUAAAGUUUUCACUGCAGUUAGUUACUAAAAGAUCCGACUGCAAAAUCCAUACAACGUGGCAUACUUGUCCUGGACUGGUUUAUUCCAUAUCCAUCUGGCUCGUUGGUCUAGGGGUAUGAUUCUCGCUUAGGGUGCGAGAGGUCCCGGGUUCAAAUCCCGGACGAGCCCAAUUUUUACUAAAAAAUACGAAACUGAAUGACUGACAAGUUUAUUGUGAUAAGAGUGUAAUAAACACAUGUGUAAAACAUUAAGGAUCUACAAUAAAUGAGUGCGUUCCAAGAUCCACAAGGCAACAGAUUAUUGAGAAAUUGGAUGCAAGUCUAUGGUUAUAAUACAGAUUUCAUUCCAAAGACCUUAUAAGAUAGGCAGUGCCAUUCAAUUGCUAUAUUAUCCUCAAAUUAGUACAGUGAAAUGCCUUUCUUGCAAACUCAAAACCCAAUAAUGUAAUACUAGAAGAAAAACACGAGAAAUAAAAAAUAUGCCGCAAACGUGUGUGU
Oncorhynchus masou masou (cherry salmon) is the source of this 2890-nucleotide messenger RNA. Its product is annotated as cytosolic 5'-nucleotidase 3-like. The transcript is spliced from 9 exons. Gene Ontology annotation, cellular component: cytoplasm. Gene Ontology annotation, molecular function: magnesium ion binding; 5'-nucleotidase activity. The record is from RefSeq and is a predicted model, not a curated record. Bases 85 to 1080 code for a protein of 331 amino acids. Lineage: Eukaryota; Metazoa; Chordata; Actinopteri; Salmoniformes; Salmonidae.